GAAUUCUUUAGCGAAAUCAGAAUACGGCACAGGAUGAAUAUUUUUAACGGUAACAGUUUCUAUAUCCAUGGACUGGAGGCCUAAACAUACAGGCAUAUAGGAUAAAUAAAUUAUUUAAAUAUCCUGCUAUUGCCGAUAAUGUCCGCGUGGGCCUCUCCGCCCUCCACUUGACCUCGUUAGCAGGAUAUAAGACAGGGAUACACAACAAGGACCGAUCCAUUUCAGGAUUUUGUGGCAACGCGUGCUCAUAAUUAUUUAAUUAUUUCGAUCAUCUCUUGAUCUGACAUUUGUCCACCAGCUUCAGCCGCAGAGGUAAAAACUAACGGGUUCUGUGUACGACGCUGCAACUACUGCAAGAGUCGUUCUCCACAGUCCACCUACCAACAUAGCUAAUUUCCACAGUUUGGCUAUAUUAUAAGAACCAAGCUUUUCCAAAAUAUUUAGCCAUGGGGUCUACAUUAUAAAUGUUACAGAUAAAGGAAAUACAUUUACAUUUAGUCAAAUUUGUAAUAACAUUCAGACAUUCGCAAAUAAAAAUGUAUACCUGCUCGGAUGCUUUGGGAAAUUUUCAUCAUCAUUCAUCAUCGUGGGAAUUAGGCUACGCAACCGACCAUUGCCCUUGUGCUGAUGUGCUUGGGAAAGAAGCUGUACCUGUAUCAGGUGUCUGUCCCCAUGCAAUUCACUCAUUCAAACACAUCGUGUCUCGAGUGGAGUCAGUGCGCUUCUGCAAGCCUAGCACCGGGAUCAUACUGAACAAUGGAGAAGCUCAAGAUUUGGAUUAAGCCAGAAGUACGAAGAUGGUAAUAACGGCAUCAACCCAGAACUGGGCCACUUGAGGGAAAACAGUUUUAAUAAGAUUUAUACUGAUAAAUUGUGUUUACUGAAGGGUCUCAACUGGAUGCCAUGGCUAGCAAUUGGUGUCAUUCAUCAUUGAAGACACACAUCUUUAUAAUAGCUCUAUUUAUUUUUUACAUUACAUCGUGUAAUAUAUUUUGUAUUCAGAUUUUUAUUGCCAUAAAUAUCAACAGUAUACAUUUUGUGAAUAUUUAUUUGGUAACAAUUCAUCAUAAAGGUUGUUUGAUGACGAUGCCAUUAUUGGUUUAAUCAAAUGUUUACCUUAAAUUUUUUGCAUACUUUUUCAUACAUUGCCAACCUUUGUUUGUCCUUCAGGUUGAGAAAAGAGAUUGCCGGCUUGCCCUGCCAGCUACCCUGAUGUAUUGAGUUCCCUGGCUGACCCCCCCAGUACCUGGGGAGAUGCUGGCAUUGGCAACCCCUGCUCGAGAGUUACAAACAGAGAGUCAUCAGAAAGCUGCAUGUUCAGAAAAGGACUUCACUUCUUUUAAACGUAUCGGACUCAACAAGUUCAUAGGGUUUUACCACGGCUACUCUGCGGUGGUCAGACCGGUAAACAUGCUUGACUUUCUCCCUCUGUUGUCAUUGUCUCCUUGACAUUUGAUCCAGCGCCUUUCUGGAAGAAGAGAAGAGGAGAGGAGACGGAUCUUUUCCCCGGGGGAGUCACUUUUGUCAAGUGGUGAAAAUGAAGCCUCUGGAAACACAGCUGAUCAGUGAGAUCUCUGAGCUGCAGAGCAUGGUGUCAGAGCUAAAGGUGGGAUUCUCCAGCGCCCUGCUGGAGCUGAGCCACAUCCAGCAGGAAGACGCCCGCCUUCGGGAACACCUGGAGCACGCCAAGCAGCACUGUGACCGGGAGGCCCUCCAGCUCCGGGCCCUGGUGGACUCUCUGAAGACAGACUUGCAAGAGGUGCGCUACCAGGUUUGCCAACUCCACAAGGACCAGCGGAAGCCACAGCAAGCAGAUGGGGGGACAGUCUCGGGGUCGACACAAACACAGAGAAGCAGCUGUGCUUGCCAAGCCUGUGGAGGGUCACAGAUUGACAGCCCAGCCCCGCCCCUCUCACAGCCUGCCAGCCUCCUCCUCCACUGCUACCUGCAGGGGCUCCGGGCGGGGCUAAGCCCAGGCACAGAAACUCCUGUAAGCACUCAGGCAUCGCCCAGACAGGCUGGAGCGCCUCAUGUCCUCAUGACCCCCUGUAACACUAACCUCCUGCAGGACCCCACUUUUGAGGGCCAGAGGCAACAGGUGGUCUUGAACCUGUUCCACUCCGAGCAGGAAUACCUGUCAACCCUCUUCCAGCUUUGCGACAAGUACAAAAUGCUGUCUGCUCUGCCAAAGAACCAGGGGACAUGUCAGAUGUUUGUUAAUUACCUGGAGCAGCUGUCACAGCACAGCUUGCUGUUCAGAAAUGCCCUGGAGGACCGUCUGCACUGCAAACACUGGCAGGGCCUCGUGGGCGACGUGUUUGCCAGACUCACUUGCCAAAAUGAGGGUACAUUUAUGGGUAUAUACCUUGGAUAUGUGAGGAUGCUCCCUAUAGCGCUUUCACAUUUUCACCAAUCAAAUGGUAUAGUACGUAGCCCCCAGGACGGUCCACAGGAGAGAGAGGCACUGCAGGUUACACAGCUCCUAGCGCCUGUGACUCGGAUCCACAGCUACCUGACUCAUAUGCAGGAUCUGCUUCAGUGGACGGGCAGAGACCACCCUGACCACUAUUUGCUCCAAGUGAGCAAAAGAGCGCUACGUAACUUCCUGAACCAGUGUCAUGUGAUCCUGGAGCAGGGAGGCCUGCAGGGCGACAGGGAGGAGGCCCCAUGCAGCAGCCCUGCCCCUCCCUUGAGUACUCUCUCCCCCUCCUGUCAGCACAAUACCGGAAGCAAAACCCUCACUCCCAGUGAGCACUGCGAGCCAGCCGGCGCAACAAACAGAAGUGAGCCAGAGAAAAAUUCUCUCGGUGCAAACAGCUUCCCAGCCUCGAAUCACUCAGGGAUCCGUUGUCCAAACCUGCAGGUCUCAGCGAGGAGGAGCCGUGGCCAAGGCCGGGCUCCAAACCCCGUUCCCUCUCUGCACCUCCUCCUGGGUUCCGGCUGCCAUGGAGACGGGAGGGUCCUCCGGGGCGCGGCAGACCCGGGCGGGGAGGAGGGAGGGAGCAGCCCAGCACGGGCCCCUCCUCCUCCUGGAGCCGGAGCCCGGGGCCCUGGAGCUCACCACACCAGGGGGAGCUUCGAGGACUGCGACACAGACCUGGACGAUUUGGGAGACACCUCUGUCUUCGACUACUCCUCGGUGACGUCGUGCAGCCCCGACGGCACCCUGCAGAUGAGGGAACGGGAGGCUGCGGAGGAGGACGAAGAGGAGGAAGAGGACGAAGAAGAGGAAGAAGAGGACAGCCAGGUGCCUGUACUUCUGAAGCCCACGGAAGCGGAUGCUCGGCCGGCUCAAAGGACUGUGCUGGGAGAGGGCUCUGUGUGUCUGGGGGUGCAGGUCCCAAGGGCGCCCCCUCACCCCCCUCCUGGGAAGCCCUGGACCCCCCACGCAGGCCACCCUGGGACAGGAACCACACAGGGGAACGGGGUCAGCGCCUCACCGAACAUCUCCCCACCACAGCCGCCACCCCCCCGGCCUUUCAGACCAGCCUGCCCAUCCUCCUUUGAGCAGAGAGAAACUACUUCAAGAGAACACAAAGUGGCCCAUAGCGUAACUGCAAACCCUGGAAGACUAGACAGAGGUGGCCUGAGGUCGUUGCUGGGCGUGGCAUUCAUCAGAGCGCGACGUAGCAGCCCACAGGUAACAGGUAACACAGGUGCGUGGGAGGACAGUGAGGACAGUGAUGGUCCCUGCAGCACUGUGUGACUGUAUGGCCUGCCCCACAGUGGCACUCUGCUGCCCCCUACAGACUCAUCAGUGCCUGCAAUGCAGGCAGAACACAGAUGCUACUGAUGUUCCAGUGAGUUGCUGUGUCAGCACUGCCCCCCUGGCACCCAUUCAAGAUGGACUCGGAUCUGUUAAAUACUCCAAAUGCCUAAACUCCAGAUGUUUUAAAAAAAAAAAAAAAAAUGAAAAAAAACCUGAGCUGCAAUAAGGGAGAAAGAGGAACAUUGGAAAUAAAGGAAAACAAAUCCAUCAUUAGUACAAAAUAAGACUGGGGUGAUUUAUUAAUCUCAUUAAGAACAUUAAUACAAAGCACAGUUAAAAGGUCAAAGACCAUCAAAUGAAUCAUGUGUGACAUCUGCUGCAGGACAACAAAAGGCUGCUACAGUCCGACCAGGGUUCGGAUCCGGAAAGUUCCGCGGGGAGGCAGGCACGUACGUCUGUAUUGGGUUCAUGUCAGGUCAUACCGUGGGGGUUUCGGAGCUGGAGGCCCCGUCUGACACCCUUGACGUACAGUAAACUGGAGCUGCAUCACGGAUUCAGCUGAAGAAAAGGCAUCGCUUCCUGAAGGCCACCGUGUGAGGCGUGAUGCUGAGUGAUGUCAUAACAGCGGUCACUGGAGGAGGUCCUGGGGGUGGGAGGAGCCUCUGCUCCCCAACACUGGCAUAUCUGAGCAGCCCAGGAGUACACGCCAGCGGGUUCUAGAACAUCCCCUCACUCAGAAUGUUGGGGAAUACAUACCAGCGGGUUCUAGAACAUCCCCCGACUCAGAAUGUUGGGGAAUACACAGGAAUACAAGCCGGCGAGUUCUAGAACAUCCCCCACUCAGAAUGUUGGGGAAUACACAGGAAUACAUGCCAGCGGGUUCUAGAACAUCCCCCACCCAGAAUGUUGGGGAAUACACAGGAAUACACGCCAGUGGGUUCUAGAACAUCCCCCACUCAGAAUGUUGGGGAAUACACAGGAAUACACGCCAGCGGGUUCUAGAACAGCCCCCACCCAGAAUGUUGGGGGAAUACACAGGAACACACGCCAAUGGGUUCUAGAACAUCCCCCCACUCAGAAUGUUGGGGAAUACACAGGAAUACACGCCAGCGGGUUCUAGAACAUUCCCCACCUAGAAUGUUGGGGAAUACACAGAAAUGCACACCACUGGGUUCUAGAACAUUCCCAACACUGAAUGUUGGGCCACAGUGUCAAAUCGGUUCGGUUCUGUACCUCCCACAAAAACACAGAAACCCUGCCCCCUUAACCAGAAGGACUGAUUAAAGUGUUGGGGGAAACGGGACCGUCUUUUCCCACACUGCUCGGCCACCUGCUUGGUAACAUCAUCUGUAGCGGGGAUUGUCAAUAGAGGGAUUUGUGACACACAGUACUGUGCUCCUAACACUGUAGCAGCAUUGGAUUGCUAAACAGGAAACAUCUUUGAAAUAUCAAGAGGCAGAUGGGGAGGGGGGGAGGCAUUAUACAACAGACAUAGAAGCCACUUUAUACAGAUUACUUAGUUAGUGUAUAGAUGCUAUAUACACAUUAUCCACAAACCUGUACAUUUGUAUGUGUAGCUUUGUUCUCAGCAUUUAUAUAGGCAACUGAUUUCUUUUCUUAAGCAUUUUGGAGACCUUUCACACUUACUCUGUAAAAUAGAAAACAAAAUAAAAAGGCACAUCUGAAUAUGAUGCAAGAGUUAUCUGUUCAUUAAAAUAAAAAUCCCCUUAUUUCAUUGAGGAAAACCACACUCGGGUUAGAAGAUUC
Messenger RNA from Anguilla rostrata (American eel), 5476 nucleotides. RefSeq lists its product as uncharacterized. The transcript has 15 exons. Gene Ontology annotation, molecular function: guanyl-nucleotide exchange factor activity. The record is from RefSeq and is a predicted model, not a curated record. The coding region runs from base 1538 to 3706 and encodes 722 amino acids. NCBI's taxonomy places the organism in Eukaryota, Metazoa, Chordata, Actinopteri, Anguilliformes, Anguillidae.